Messenger RNA from Rhincodon typus (whale shark), 780 nucleotides. RefSeq names its product ran GTPase-activating protein 1-like. Gene Ontology annotation, biological process: nucleocytoplasmic transport; activation of GTPase activity. The transcript is spliced from 6 exons. The record is from RefSeq and is a predicted model, not a curated record. The coding region runs from base 1 to 780 and encodes 259 amino acids. Gene Ontology annotation, cellular component: perinuclear region of cytoplasm; nucleus; cytosol. Lineage: Eukaryota; Metazoa; Chordata; Chondrichthyes; Orectolobiformes; Rhincodontidae. Gene Ontology annotation, molecular function: GTPase activator activity; small GTPase binding.
AUGAAUGAAUUCUUUAAGAGAAAUGAAAUCAUUAAAGAUGCAGGUGAUACAAUUAAGGCUAAUGAUAUGGAAGAUGGAGCUGUGGAAAUAACAGAGGCGAUUGCAGAGGUUUCCUGUCUUCAUGCCCUGCGGUUAGAAGGGAACACUGUGGGUGUUGAAGCUGCAAAGGCUAUUGCUGAAAGCUUAUCCAAGAGGCCAGAAUUGAAGAGGAUUUACUGGAACGAUAUGUUCACAGGUCGACUGCACUGUGAAAUUCCACCAGCAUUGAAGUCACUUGGUGAAGCCAUCAUAUUGGCUGGGGCUGAGCUGACAGAGCUGGAUUUGAGUGAUAAUGCAUUUGGGCCAGAUGGAAUUCAGAGCUGCAGAGAUCUUCUGAGAAACAGAAGCUGUUUCACCCUCAAGGAGCUGAGACUUAAUAACUGUGGCCUUGGAACUGAAGGAGGAAAGAUUUUAGCCAAAGCUUUAAAAGAGUGUCAUAAGGAAUCAAGUGCCAGGGGACAGCCGUUAGCUCUGAAAGUUUUUGUGGCAGGCAGAAAUCGUCUGGAGAAUGAUGGCGCAGCUCUGUUGUCAGAGGCCUUUGGGCUCAUUGGAACUUUAGAAGAGGUUCAGAUGCCGCAGAAUGGAAUUACCCAUCAGGGUAUCAGUGCUUUGGCCCUGUCUUUCACAAAGAACGCAAACCUCCGUGUCCUUAACCUCAAUGACAAUACCUUCACUGAAACUGGGGCCAUCUACAUGGCAGAGGUAUGUCUACAUCUCUUAGAGCUGCUGCACCUUAAAUAG